AUGGAAGGAGACAUGGUGGCUAAGGUGAAGAGGGAGACGGUGGUGGCAUGCAUGACUUGUCCUCUCUGCGAUAAGCUCCUCCGCGACGCCACCACUAUUUCCGAGUGCCUUCACACGUUAUUAUCAUCAAUUUUGCGGUUGCGUUUUGGUAUGAUUCCAUCUCGUUUCCUAGUAGAAGCCAUCCCAAUUGUCAGCCUUGCUUUAGUGGGUGUUGUGGAAAGAGUCGGAAAAUCUAUGCUAUUCAAUAACUUAUUAGACCACUUUUACGCAGUUUGUAGAAAAUGCAUAUAUGAGAAAAUCACAGAGGAUGAGAUAGAGUGCUGUCCAGUAUGCGAUAUUGACCUCGGAGGUACCCCACUGGAGAAACUAAGGCCUGACCACAUUUUGCAAGACUUGAGAGCCAAAAUAUUUCCUCUAAAACGAAAAAGAGAGAGGGCGCCUGAAGUUGUGUCCUCAAUCACAUUACCUGCAAGGAGGAAAGAGAGGUCUAUCUCGUCUUUGGUGGUAAGCACACCUAGAGUUUCAGGACAAACUGGUACAACAGGAAAAAGAACAAAAUCUGUCAUGAGAAAAGAUGUACGAGGUAGUGGUACAUUCACUAAGAGAACUGUGAAGAAGGAAGAAGAAUUCGGAGAUGAUCAUACAGAGAGCGCAAGCUCGCCUGAAACACUUCAAAAAUUUACUCAGAAUAAAAGGCAGUCUUCAUUUGCAGAGCCUAAUCAGUCCCUCUCUAGUCGAAGAAGCAAGGAUGUUAGUGAACCUUGGGAUUCCAAAUUACAUCAUUGGAAACCUUUAAACUUUCUUGUGGAUGUGGCAAACGGAACAAAGCCCUUAAAGUCUUCUAGUUCUCAAGGGAUGGACCCAAAAUCUGAGCAUGGAAAUGCAUCUCACAGUGAUGUUCCGGGGAGUAAAACCAAAACAAAGGAUCAUAAAAGAAAAUGUAAACUCGAGGAAGAGAUCAGCAAAAACUGUGAUCCUACAACAUCAGAAACCGCUACGGUUAAAAGAACGCGUAGGACUCGCCGUAAAAGGUCAUCGAGUUUUGGUGAUUCAAGAAUUUCAUCACUAUCAGAUGCAGCAAGCCUGACAUUGGAGAGGAGAAAUGGUCCAGUUUGGUUCUCACUUGUGGCGUCAAAUAAUCAGGAAGGAGAAACAUCCUUGCCUCAGAUUCCGGCGAACUACUUGAGAAUAAAGUAA
Thlaspi arvense is the source of this 1197-nucleotide messenger RNA. NCBI's taxonomy places the organism in Eukaryota, Viridiplantae, Streptophyta, Magnoliopsida, Brassicales, Brassicaceae. The record is from the annotation of a GenBank genome assembly.